Messenger RNA from Suncus etruscus (white-toothed pygmy shrew), 2553 nucleotides. RefSeq names its product niban apoptosis regulator 1 (gene NIBAN1). The coding region runs from base 1 to 2553 and encodes 850 amino acids. The record is from RefSeq and is a predicted model, not a curated record. The transcript is spliced from 14 exons. NCBI's taxonomy places the organism in Eukaryota, Metazoa, Chordata, Mammalia, Eulipotyphla, Soricidae.
AUGCUCACUAAUGAGCAGCUUAUCAGCUUUGUGAAGAGAUUGGACAAGUCAGAUGAUCCUCACCAGGGGAAAACAGAGGCUGCCAUCCGGAACUUCGGCCCCUUCUACCGGCGCCAAUAUUCCGUGGCUUUCUGUGGCCAUGUGUGCCACCAGUUGGAGCCACACCGAGACCCACCUUCCCAGCUGCUGAAGACCAAGCCCCCACUGGAGCCUGGCACUGUCCUGUAUGAAGCUGCAUUAUCCCAGUUCGCUGAUGACAUAAAGAAGUGGAAGGAAAGAUAUGUGGUGGUCAAGAAUGACUUUGUUGUGGAGACCUAUGAGAACAAAGAGGCCUUCCAGAAAGGAUCCACUCCUCGGUGCCGCCUCCUGCCAGCAGGUGGCCAGGUGCUGAUGUCAGAGGCCGAGUACAAUGCGCUGUCGGACCGCCAUUUCCCUGACCCCAGUGCGAGCAAUGAGAAGGAGGCGGUGCCAUUGCCCUCGGCCUUCCCCGUGUUCCUGUGGCAGCCCUUUGUCCGGCCCGGCAGCUUCUGCUGCCAGGACGCCGCCGAGCAGCGCAACUUCAGUGGCCUCCUCGAGGACUGCAUCCGCCACCUGAACCAGGAUUACGUGAAGCAGAGAACAUUCGAGGCCCGUGCUUUUCUGGAAGCUGUACAAUUCUUCCAGCAGGAAAAGGGUCACUAUGACUCAUGGGAAAUGAACAUGGGAGAUGAAAUACAGAUUCUGAGUGGCCUGGUGAUGGAUGAGCUCCUGCCUACACUGCAGGCCGACCUCUUGCCCAGGAUGAAGGGAAAGAGGCAGGACUGGAAAAGGGCCUGGCUUGGGCUGCUGGAGGAGGCCUAUGGCAAGGUGAAGCGGCAGGUGUCGGAAGGGCUGGAGGCGCUGAAGGAGGAGUGCAGGGCUCAGGCCCGUGACCUUGAGGGCUCCGUGCGUGCUGAUGCCGACCAGAUUGCCACAUCCAAGAACUUCCUCAGUGCUAAGAUCAAAGAGAUGGUGGUGCAGCCAGCAGAGAAGAGUCUGAUGGAGAGUGUGCAGCCCUUCCUGGCAUCCCUAUUGGAGGAACUCAUGGGUCCCAUAAGCUCAGGAUUCGGCCAGGUGCGGGACUUGUUUGAGAGAGAAGUGGACGAGCUUAGCAGAAGCUUCCAGAGCAGCUCAGACGGUGCCCAGCUGCAAGAGCACCUACAGCAGCUGGGGCGCCUCCCACUGGACUCGACAAAGAUGGAGCCAUGCUACACGUGUGCAAACCUGCUGCUCCAGCGCUCCGACCACCUGCAGAGCCGCUUCCGGUUCCCACACACGCGCCUGGUGGUACAGAGGGCCCAGAGCAACAUGCAGGAGCUGAUGGGGAAUGCAGUCUUCACUUUUGAGCAGUUGCUGGCCCCUCACCUCCAAGCAGAGGCCCCCAAAACUGCAGCCGCCAUUGAGAAGGUCAAGCUCCGAGUCCUGAAGCAAUACGACUAUGACAGCAGCAGCGUCCGCAAGCGUCUCUGCCAGGACGCGCUGGUGCAGGUCACGUUGCCCGUGCUGCGGAGGAGCCUGGCGACCACCUGCAAGCCGGAGCUCCAAAAAUACGAGCAGUUCAUCUUUGCUGACCACACCAGCAUGAUCCAUGUGGAAAAUGUUUAUGAAGAGAUUUUGCAGGAGAUGCUCGUGGAUGAAGCCCUGAGAGUGAUCAAGGAAGCCACCAGCCUGAAGAAACAUAAUCUACUGGAUGACAGCAUGACCCUGCCCAGUGAGAGCAUGUCCAGCCUCUCUGACCUCAAGAUCCUCGGGGCUUCCGCCCAGGCCAGCUCUGCCAGGAGUCUCUCAGUGUCGCUGCCUGGUGGCGCUGAAAGCGAGGCCCUGAACAAUGAAGUGUUCCAGGAGCCAGGGGACGAGACACAGUUAGGGGGCCCUAGUGCUGUGGCCAGAACCAUCCGCCCGUCCUCCCCUGAGCCCAGUGUCCCCCAAGGGCAAGACGGGCCAGGGCUAGUUUCCAGCCCAGGGGACCCCAGGAUGAGUUCUGGGACUUUCGAGAGUGCUGCGGGAGACCCAGACAUGUGCUCUGCAGAGCUGGAGUUUGGGAGGAGCCCCGAACCCCAAGAACCCCAACACCAAAUGCUGGAGGCUGUGUCUACCACAGGCUCCUUGGACGAGCUCAGAGCCCUGCUGACGGUGACCAUUGAGGUCCCUGCAGGGUCCUCCCCACUUGAGACAUGUGAGGGAGACCUGGAACCCGAGGAAAAGGUGGCUGACCAAGGGGAGACCUGUGCCAGCAGGAGCAAGGCGGGGACCCCUCCCUGUAGGCAGCCCCCCAAUAAUACCCACAGCCCAGAGGCAGCCUCUGAGCCACAGACCCAGGAAGGCAUCAGGGAGGACCCCCAUGAUUUUGGAGAGCCAGGAGAGGUGCAAGGGGGGAUGCGGGAGGUCGAGGAUUCUCCCUCCAUGGAGGCCGAGGAGACAAAGGUAGGGAUUCCCCACGUAUAUGAAUGUCAGUGGGUGGUGGAAGGAGCACUGGAUCUCGAGUUCCAAGGUCCUGUGGAUGAAGGGCCCUGCCCCGACCAGGCCCUGGAGUAG